AUGAAGAAUCUCAUCUUUGCCGUCCUCUUGGCUUGCGGGCUGCUGCCGGCGGCUUGCGGCAGCGUUUUGGAGCUGGAGCAGAUGAUCAAGUCGACCACAGGGAAAAGCGCCCUGCUCUCCUACAGCUGGUACGGGUGCUUCUGCGGCAUCGGGGGCAGAGGGACCCCGGUGGACUCCACCGACUGGUGCUGCCAUGCCCACGACUGCUGCUACAAGAAGCUGAGAGAGGGCAAGUGCAGACCCCUGAUAACCCCCUACCACUUCGACGUCGCCAAUGGAGACAUCGCCUGCGGUAAUGAGCAGAGUUGGUGCAAGAGAGAGACCUGCCUAUGCGACAAGGCGGUGGCUUCGUGCUUCGCGAGCACUUUGCAUUCCUACAAUAAAUCCUACCGCUUCUAUUUCAAGAUGAAAUGCCGAGGAAGUAAGCUCCAGUGCUGA
Molecule: messenger RNA, 438 nt
Organism: Phaethon lepturus (White-tailed tropicbird)
Lineage: Eukaryota; Metazoa; Chordata; Aves; Phaethontiformes; Phaethontidae
Product: phospholipase A2, membrane associated-like
Exons: 4
Coding region: 1-438 (145 amino acids)
Biological process (GO): lipid catabolic process; negative regulation of T cell proliferation; phospholipid metabolic process
Molecular function (GO): calcium ion binding; phospholipid binding
Source: RefSeq, a predicted model, not a curated record